Onychostoma macrolepis is the source of this 2507-nucleotide messenger RNA. RefSeq names its product cingulin. The transcript is spliced from 17 exons. The record is from RefSeq and is a predicted model, not a curated record. Bases 329 to 2431 code for a protein of 700 amino acids. Lineage: Eukaryota; Metazoa; Chordata; Actinopteri; Cypriniformes; Cyprinidae.
GCGUUUUUUUAUAACGGGGUUUUGUGGGGUUCUUUUGCAGGACGUCACACACACACACACACACACACAACACACUCGGCCUGAUGAACGUGAAUUCCACGCAAAUGCUGGAAAAUACUUGAAGCGAUUCAUUAUAACGUCCGUUUCUAGGCGACCGCGAAUGUUCAGAAGUUCCGUUAGAACGCUCCCGGUACAUGAAAGAAAAACAGUUCGGUUGAACUCACUGCAGCAGAGUUUGGAUAAGCGGCACCGUGUGUGUUUCGCGGAAUUAUUCAAAAUAAUAACCUAGAACGAUAAGUAAUUAAAUGGUUCUGAAUAACGUCAAGAGAUGUGCACAGCACAGAUGUUGCAGGACAUGGAUCAGCGGCUGCAGGAGGAAGGGUUGGACUCCUCGGCCUCCAGCGAGGAGCGUCUGUCUCUGCUGUGGCAGCUUUACAGGAAAAGUGAAAGCACCGUGAGAUCCCUCAACCAGCAGAUGCAAGAUCUGCAGAAGGAACGCGUUGCUGAGAUUGAAAAGGUUCAGCAAUAUAUCAAUCACAUUAAGACUCUCACAAAGACCCGAGACUCUGUGGCUUUACAUCUCGAGCAAGAAAACAAAACGCUCCAUGCAACUCUGGAUGACAUCCAUCGGCAACAAGAAGCACAGAGGAGUGAGAUCUCCGAGAUGUUACUUCAGGAAGGUCUGGCUGAUAUUAUUCCCAUCAGCUUGAGUGAACAGGUGGCUUACCUCCUCGCAGACAGAGCCUCCCUGCUGGAGAAAAUACAAAGUCAGGAGAAUGUGGAUGUGAAGACUGCAGAGGAUCCUGAUGGCUAUAAGGAGGAUUGUAGAGGCAGUGUGGUCAAAGCUGUUGACCUGCAGUGCAGUGCCGACGAUAAGCUGAAGGGACGGACGUUGCAGGAACUGGAGCGAGAUGUAGAAGAGGCGUCUGCUCGACUCGCCAUGGCCCACAAAGAGAUCCGCAGACUCACGGAUGAGCUGGAGUCAGCUCACCUGACCCAAAAGGCUUAUGAACCAGAGCUGCAAGAAGCUCAAAUGGAAGUUGCCCACCUGCGCCACCAAGUGGAGAAACUGAAAUGCUGUGAAGUUGCUGAGUUACGAAAAAUAAAAGAGAUGAACGAGAAACAGGAAGAAGAGCUGUGCCACCUUAGGGAGACUGUGAAGAGGCUACCGGCAGAGCGUGUACAGUUGCUUGAAAUGACAGAAGCCCCUGACAGAACCGUCACUCCAUCCAAAGACAAGAAGCCACAGGAAGAGGAUAUCCAUAAACGGUGUCUUGACGAGAUGCAGGGGAGGUUACACAUGCUGCAAGAUCUGACGCAGGUCACGCUGAAGCUGCGGAUGGAGUUUGAGACGGAGGCCGACCUGCGGAGGAGAGCAGCGGAUGAAUGUGAAGAGCAGAAGAGGAAGAGGAUGGAAGCAGAGCGGUUAGUGCGAGACUUCCAGAAGCUCUGCGAGAAACAGGUGGAUGAUUACAGGACCACCAUCGGCAGCCUUCAGGUGGAGAUCAGAGAUUUAGUAACUAAGUUACGAGAGCUUGAGGCACAGGAUGUGGAAAGACAAUGUGACAAACACCUGAAGCAGGUGUCUUCUCUGGAGAAUGAAGUUUGCCAGCUGAAGGCCGUCCUUCAGGAGGAGCAGCAGAAGACCGGGCAGCUGUCCAUUACCAUGCAGAUGGAAAUUGACCAGACCAGAGCUUUGAUCCAGUCACAGAACAUCCAGCUUCAGCAGGAUGCAGAAGAGCAGAGGAGGAUGUUUGAGGAGCUGCAGGGCAUCCAGAACAUCCUCAGCACCACCAAACAAGAGCUGCUGUCCCAGAGGAGAAACAACACACGACUGCAAAACAACAUCACUGACGCCGAGCAGGAAAACCUCAGGCUCCAACAACACAUUGAAGACUUGAGGAACAGACUAACCAGCAGUCAACAGGAGACCGGCUCUCUGAGGACAGAACUUCAGCUAGCUCUAGUUAGUGUGGACGCUGAGAGGAGUAAAUACAACGACAAGCGAAUCCACUACAAAAACAAGCUGAGCCGGGCCAGAGGACUUUACCUGAGAGAGACAGGGUGGCGUGACGAAAAAAUAAAAGAUCUGGAGAAAGAGAUUUUUAUUUUGAGGAAACAGGAGGAAAAGACGUCACACAUGAUGAAGAUGGUCACAUCUGAAAACGAGAGUCUGCUUCAGAAGAACAGAGAGCUUCUUUUACAGCUGCACGACUUUGAAGAGGCACAGAAAAAUGCUUCGGAGGCAGUAACCUCCAUGCAGAUGAGGAUAAAGUUGCUUGAAGAAGAGAAUAUUCAGCUUCAGCAGACAACGGCACAAAUGUCAGAGCACAUCGAGUGCCUGGCGAUACUGGCCGAGACGAACUGUGAUGAAGUCACUGCCGAGAGUCGCGUCAUAGAGGGAGAAGACCAAGCUACUCUACUUACAUAAAUAUUUUUUUUCUUUUCAGUGUAAAUUAAGUUAUUUUUGUAAACCUAAAUAUUUCUAAAUAAAGAUCUCAUACCAU